CACAAACAGUCAAGUUUGUUUACCUAUGCGCUUCUCUCUGCCGGCUUUAUAUUUACCUUUCGCCCUAUUGAUCUCAGUAGAAGACUUUUGCAUAAACUUUUCGUAUUAAUGUGACUAGUAAUCUCCUUUAAACCGUACCAUUGGGCAGUAUUUAUCACGAUGAGGAACUGUUAUGUGUACAAGUGUGAUCGGCAGCACAAGGACGACCCAAAGCGAGCGAUGUUUAACGUUCCGAAGGAUCCGCAAAAGUUUGAGGAAUGGCGCCAAGCACUCCCCAAACAUCGGCCCUUGCGGCCACACGAUCGGGUGUGUGAAAAACACUUUAAACCGACCGACAUAAAGCGCGACUGGACGUAUCACAUUGAAGGCAAGACGAGGAAACUGUCGCGAUCGAAACCGGUGCUCCGACCGGACGCAGUACCCUGCAUCUUUAACGUCACGAUCCCGGACGCUGAAGCGGUACGAACCGGCAAAGGACGCAGUAAAAAAUCCGAGGAAGAAGAACGUUCGGAGGAGAAUGUGAUCGUGGUGGUUGAAAGUACGGUGGGCCAGCAAGUGGUGGAAGAACCGGUUGAUCCAGAACAGUCCGUGGUUAUUUUGAUCGACGAAAGCGAACUGAUGGACGACGUAAACAAACAGGAUGUAGCAACUCCGGGUGAGAACAGUGUGGUGGAGGUACUCGGGACGGUAGUGGAUGUUGCAGAAAAAGAAUCCAUUUUCGAGGAUUUGUACGAUAACAUCUACGAAGUGGAACUGCCAUCCACGCUGUGGGGUGUACACCGCGAACCGGACUCAAAGUUUGUCGCGUUCAGUCGGUUUGGAUGGUGCGCGAAGGAUGGGAACGUAGCCAGAUCGGUCUCGUUGUUGAUUGAUUGCAGUUUGUUAUGUAGGGCCUGGUACGAUGGGAGCCUAGUGUUGGGGAAAGAUCUUACAACACAACUGGCAUCAUCCCGGUCAGAUGAGAAGGGAACUACGGUCCAGCUAAACACGACCUUAGUGAAAUUACUUGACAGUUUAGAACAAUACGCAGCCAGGGAAGCAUUGGCUGAAGUCGAGGAAGUUAAAGAAAGAUUAGAAAAUUGUUUAAAAUACGAAUCUGUCGCGGAAAGUAGCGAUAAGCUAUCCUCGAACGCUAGAGCGGCUAGUGGUGAAGGGCUGGUUUCGAACAAAGACCGAACGUAACUGGAACGGA
Anopheles stephensi (Asian malaria mosquito) is the source of this 1192-nucleotide messenger RNA. RefSeq lists its product as uncharacterized. The record is from RefSeq and is a predicted model, not a curated record. The transcript has 2 exons. Gene Ontology annotation, molecular function: sequence-specific DNA binding. Bases 160 to 1182 code for a protein of 340 amino acids. NCBI's taxonomy places the organism in Eukaryota, Metazoa, Arthropoda, Insecta, Diptera, Culicidae.